Messenger RNA from Exophiala bonariae, 2136 nucleotides. RefSeq lists its product as uncharacterized. The transcript has a single exon. Gene Ontology annotation, cellular component: cytoplasm. Gene Ontology annotation, biological process: proteolysis. The record is from RefSeq and is a predicted model, not a curated record. Bases 1 to 2136 code for a protein of 711 amino acids. Lineage: Eukaryota; Fungi; Ascomycota; Eurotiomycetes; Chaetothyriales; Herpotrichiellaceae. Gene Ontology annotation, molecular function: metalloexopeptidase activity; dipeptidyl-peptidase activity.
AUGGACUCCUCCAUUCGAUCACAAUACCUUGCAGAUAAACCUCCUACCGUCGUUCGUCUUGAGAUUGCACCACACUUCGAUGCCCUGAAUCCUAAGCAGAAGCGGUAUGCUCACCAUUUGAGCCGGGCUGCCUUCCUUGGCACUCGCGUCACCCUAGCACAAGUCUCCCCAGAAUCACCUGUCAUUUACGAUCUCAUACUAUCAUUACAUGCCGCUACUGGUGGAGACUACAAGGCACUGGCCAAGAAGACAUCAGUCUCCGAUGAAGAUGUAGCUUUUUGGCUUGAAUAUGCAACACAAUUUCUGGGAAAUGCAGGCAAUUACAAAGGCUUUGGCGACUCAAAGUUCAUCCCCAGAAUCUCACCAGCUGCACUGAAGAAACUGGCCGCGGUCGACCAAAACACUUCCAGCCUCUUUGAAAAGGCAGAAAGUACCGGUGGGGGAAUCUAUGAGACAAAGGACCCUGCGUUGAUGCAUCUAGGCUACCCGGAAGCCGGACACUUGACAGCCUAUUAUCCGGACUCCCCAACAAUCACGAAAGAGGAAAUCUCAAUUGUGGGAGAUGUGCUGGAGGAGAAAAAACUUCUGAUUGAGAACACAAGACUACGAAAAUUAGCGUCGGGAGAUUUCGAUCUACUCAUUGCCUCUGGCAUCACAAAUCCCCCCGCGUCAGAGAGAGAUCUAGGAGAUAUCUCUUCCUUGGACCUUACUGGCAAGUUAGCUGGUAAGAAGCUGAACCUCAUCUUUGGCGACUACCAAGAUGAGAUGGCCAAGAUUGCUCUUGAGUUUAAGAAAGCCAAGAAGGAUGCUGGCAACGAGAUCGAGGAGAAUAUGCUAGAUGAAUAUGCUCGAACAUUCGGCACGGGAAGUAUACAGGGCUUUGUGGAAUCUCAAAGAUGGUGGAUCAAAAACAAAAAGCCCACUGUCGAAACCGAUAUCGGAUUCGUGGAGACUUAUCGUGAUCCUCAAGGAGUUCGAGGAGAGUGGGAGGGUUUUGUUGCUAUGGUCAACCAAGAACGCACCCGAGCUUUUGGCAAGUUGGUGGACGCGGCUCCAAGUAUGAUACCAAAGCUACCAUGGGACAAGGCCUUUGAAAAAGACAAGUUUCUCAGCCCGGACUUUACCAGCCUGGAAGUCCUCACUUUCGCCGGCAGUGGCAUUCCUGCCGGAAUAAACAUUCCAAAUUAUGACUUCAUCAGACAGAAUGAGGGCUUCAAGAACGUCAGCCUGGGCAACGUUCUCAGCGCCAAAGCUCCAAAUGAGCCGAUCCCAUUUGUUCGGAAGGAAGAUGACCACCUCUAUCGCAAAUACCGGGACCCGGCCUUUGAAGUCCAGGUGGGGAUCCACGAACUUCUAGGCCAUGGUUGUGGCAAAUUAUUGCAAGAAACUGCUCCGGGAGAAUUCAAUUUCGACUCCAAGAAUCCUCCUACGAGCCCCAUCACGAAGAAGCCAAUCGAGUCGUGGUACAAGCCUGGUCAGACGUGGUCUAGUGUCUUCGGCUCCAUCGCUUCCUCCUAUGAAGAAUGCCGAGCAGAAUGCGUGGCUAUGGCAUUGGCCUGUGAUUUCGAAAUUCUUCAAAUUUUCGGUUUCGGUGACGGCAAGGAAGACAUCAGCAACGAAGCGGGCGACGUUCUCUACGUGUCCUACCUACAAAUGGCUCGAGCAGGUGUAGCGGCACUGGAGUACUGGGACCCGAAGUCGCGGAAAUGGGGCCAAGCUCAUAUGCAAGCGCGCUAUUCCAUUUUACGAGUCUUCCUCGAUGCUGGUGGCGACUUCUGCCAGAUUAAGUCCCCCAACGGCGACGCGAAGGAACCCGACGAUCUAGUCAUCUACCUGGACCGAAGCAAGAUUCUGUCCCACGGCCGACCCGCAGUAGAAACCUAUCUCCAAAAACUACACAUCUACAAAGCGACUGCAGACUUUGCGGCUGGUAAGAAACUCUACGACGACAUCACCAGCGUGGACGAGUGGUGGGCAGAAAAAGCGCGACCGCUUGUGUUGAAGCGGAAGACGCCGAGAAAGGUUUUCGUCCAGGCCAAUACCGUGCUCGAUGAGGAGACUGGUGAUGUCAAGUUGGUGGAGUACGAGCCCACGCUCGAAGGCAUGGUUCAAAGCUACUUCGAGCGGAACGUUUAA